ACCAGCCAAAUAUACUCAGAUCUCUCUUACUCUCUCCUCACCUCAAAUCGUCAUAGGGUAAAAGCAGAUCCUCCUUCGGUCUCCGCAUGGCAGAUCAGCUCACAGAUGACCAGAUUUCCGAGUUCAAGGAGGCCUUCAGUCUUUUCGAUAAGGAUGGAGACGGUUGUAUAACCACAAAGGAGCUGGGAACCGUUAUGAGGUCACUUGGGCAGAACCCAACCGAGGCAGAGUUACAAGACAUGAUAAACGAAGUGGAUGCUGAUGGGAACGGGACCAUUGAUUUCCCAGAGUUUCUCAACUUGAUGGCGAGAAAGAUGAAGGAUACAGAUUCCGAAGAGGAGUUAAAAGAGGCAUUCCGUGUGUUUGACAAGGAUCAAAAUGGAUUCAUUUCGGCUGCAGAAUUGCGCCAUGUUAUGACAAACUUAGGCGAAAAACUAACCGAUGAGGAAGUUGAUGAGAUGAUACGUGAAGCUGAUGUGGACGGAGAUGGUCAGAUCAACUAUGAGGAGUUCGUUAAGGUUAUGAUGGCAAAGUGAUCAUUCUCAAAGCUUGUUUUUAUGUUUUUCUUUUUCUUUUUUUUGCA
Molecule: messenger RNA, 583 nt
Organism: Impatiens glandulifera
Lineage: Eukaryota; Viridiplantae; Streptophyta; Magnoliopsida; Ericales; Balsaminaceae
Product: calmodulin-7
Exons: 2
Coding region: 87-536 (149 amino acids)
Molecular function (GO): calcium ion binding; enzyme regulator activity
Source: RefSeq, a predicted model, not a curated record